Molecule: messenger RNA, 1937 nt
Organism: Notechis scutatus (mainland tiger snake)
Lineage: Eukaryota; Metazoa; Chordata; Lepidosauria; Squamata; Elapidae
Source: RefSeq, a predicted model, not a curated record
AUGUUCCAGAUUAUAUUGGAGCACGGUGGAUGCCCGUAAGCGUUGCCAAUAUACAUGCCGGGUCCUGGAAUAUCGGCCAAAGCUGAGCGCAGAAGAGCCAGAUGCCUCAGGAAUGCAGGAAGAGAACCACACAAUUGUGCACAGUCCGGCUGCCCCUGUAGACCCUAACCUCAAAGAUAAGCCACUUCAGGAGGCACCUUCUCCUGUACCACCACUGGAGCGCCAUUCUCCAGCACAGAACCCAGGACCUCUGCCACCUCCCGAGCCUGCUGUCUCCAAGCCUAAACCUCUCACUGGAGCUCGCAUCAAAGUGCCCAACUACUCCCCCACCCGCCGGCCCCUAAGCGGGGUGUCGUCCCGCCCGUUGCCUUCUCCCGGAAGCGCAUCGUCCAUGUCCCAUCAUAUCUUGACUCUACCUCACCCCCUCCCUCGUCCCCCCCCUGUGCCGCCAGAACUGGCCUUUGAGCUCAACGUCUCCGACUUGGAAUUUGACGACAGCCUUCUGGAUGAGCCUUUCCAGGAAGAAGAGUUGGGAGGGCCGCGGACAUGUCCCCCUUCACCCAGCCUGGGCCUGCCCCAGUUAGAUGGGCUGGGCGAUGGCGAGAGUGAGGAGGAAGGAGAGGCCAGCCGCUACUUCCGUUUCCCGCGUACGGUAGUGACCCGAGACCCACCUCUGCCGCCUUACCCGCUGGAUCUCCCGCUGCCCCAUAUCCACCAACUGGACGGCAUAGACGACGGCACUGACAGCGAGGCAGAUGCGACGGGGGGGCACCCUUCCGCCAAGGGCAAGCAGCCCGAGCCAAGGGUGGAGCGAGAGCUGGCCGGCCCCACGCCAGCUCCAGAGGACUUGCCCUCGGACAUUGUGGAGUUUGUGCUGAAGAACAUGGACGCCCCCGAGAGCAAGGCCAGCCCUCCUCCUUGCCUCAGCCCGAUGCCACUGCCACCGGCACCUCCUACCUCUGCCAGCCUCAACGGCACUGAGUCAGCCCAUCCCAUCCCUGCUCCGGAUCCAGCUCCAACCUUAACCCUCGGUUGUGCCCAAGUGCCGUCCAGCCCUGAAGUGACGGCGGUGCUGGGACCCGAGGCACAAAAGUCCAACUCCAGGAUCAUUCUGGUGAACAAGCUGGCCCAGGUGUGCAUGAAAGUUCAAGGCGAGGAAAGCCCACUGGCCGCUCAAGACGGGGAACAGGCUUUCAAGCCAAACCCCACCCCGAUGUCGGCUGCUCCCAAUCUUGGCACGGUCAUUCUGAGGGCACCUCUGGGCCUGACUCCUAACCCCUUGCCCACUUGGACGAUCCGGGGCCCGGUACUUAGCAUGGUACCCAUGAUGAACGUGGUGGGCACCACAUCUCAGGCUGUUGGCGGUGGGCAGUUGGCACUGAGUGCCCCAGCUCUGGUGACACCUUCCUUGGGACUCCAGCAGACUUGUCUCCUUCAGCCUGUCGCCGUGAAUUCUAGUGUGCUUAAUAUUCCUGGCUUGGUGUCUUUGCCCGGCCCUCGCCCAGCCAUCCGGGUCAAGAGAGUUUCCACCUUUGUCGGAAAUGUGCCCGUCAAGAAGAUGAAAGUGGACGGAGUUAAUGAUGAGGAGCCCCCCACAGUUACUCCUGAUCACUUGGCAAAUAACUGCAUUUCCGGCAGUACGAUGGGUUCUGGGUAAGUAUAGGCAUCUCAGGUAUAGGCACCUUUUCUGUUCCUCCCAUGUUAAUUACAUACAAGUUGUGUUGAAACCAAAACCACACAAGGUUUUGUAACCAAGACCCAGCAGAUCUAAGGAGGGCAUGCUACAAUAGCUGUGAGAGCCAUGUUUCCAGGUGUCCAUCUUCUCUGGGCUCAGUGCUAGCACAGUGUUAAAUCUGGUAUCUCUCGUGAUCUAGAUCGGGGGUGUCCACGCUUUGCAACUGUUAAGAUCUGCGGACUUCAACUCCCAGCUGGCUGAG